UAUAAACUCUCAAUUGCGUUUUGUUGUCGUUUGAUUUUGUUUCUCAAACUUUCACUUGUUGGGGUUUGCUGGCUGGCUGCUAGCUACCUCUCACCGUUGUAUGGAAAUGUGAGUUUGAUUAGCAACUUCUUAAAAAAGCAAAGCGCGUACUUGAAGACUGAAGACAAAAAAAAAAAAAAAAAAAAAAAAAAACAAUACGCUAGCUAUGGAAAGAGUUCAUUUACUGGCACGAUAAACAAGUAACAGCACGUACACGGCAGCAUUUGGUGAUCAGCGGCGACGAGCGACACUGCAUUGUACAUAGCAGCGGCAUUCAUUUGAAGCAUCAGCAAAUUUUAUCAUAAAUCGCUCAACCCCCAACCCAAUUCCAUCAUCCAGACCACAACAUUCAUUAACGGAAAUGUCUUUAAGGCAACGCACAAAUAAUAACAACAAUAAUAAUGUCGUGGAAGGCAGCACAGCAUCCCCGGACAACACCCACACUACAGCGGAUUCGAAUAAGAAAAAUGCCGAGCAACAGGAACGUACAAAUCCUAUGGUGUACAUAGUUUUCAUAUCCCUUCUAUUUGAUUUGUUGGCAUUUACAAUCAUUUUGCCGCUGCUGCCAUCGUUGUUGGAAUAUUUUAAAAAUAAUGACAGUUCCGGUUUGUAUGCAGUGCUAACGGAUCGCAUAAAAUGGUUUCAAGAAUUGGUCGGUGCGCCGGAUCGCUACAAUUCGGUGUUGUUUGGUGGCCUGUUGGGUUCCAUGUUUAGCUUUUGCAGUUUCUUGGCUAGUCCCAUUGUGGGAGGGCUGUCGGAUUGCUAUGGCCGUAAACCGGUUAUUAUAUUGUGUGCGGCUGGCAUUGCUUUAUCGUAUUUGCUGUGGGCAUUUUCCCGCAAUUUUGCUGUCUUUGUUUUGGCCCGUUUUGUUGGUGGCCUUAGCAAGGGUAAUAUAUCGUUAAGCAUGUCCAUUAUCACAGAUGUUAGCAGCGGUAAAACUCGUGGCCGUGGCAUGGCCUUGGUGGGAGUGGCAUUUUCACUGGGCUUUAUUGUUGGACCAAUGAUUGGUGCUUUGUUUGCCAUAUUUUCGAAUAAAUCAACUGGACCAUGGUUUGUUUUGCCAUCUCUGCUGGCGCUGGCAUUGGCUUUGGGGGAUCUGUUGAUUUUGGUGUUUUGUUUGAAGGAAACAUUGCCCAAGGAAAAACGCGUCAAGGAAAUCUCUUCUUCGAUGUCAUAUGCCUUUCAAUUGAUCAAUGUUUCCUCUAUCUUUCGAUUUGCUUCCAUCAAAAAUGUACCCCAGAAACAAAUCAAGUCUUUGCAAACAAUUGGUAUCAUUUACUUUGUCUAUUUGUUUCUUUAUUCUGCCUUGGAGUUUACCGUUACAUUCCUAAUGUAUCAUAAAUUUGGCUAUACAUCCAUGGAUCAGGCUAAAAUGUUUUUGACAACAGGUAUUAUCAUGACAAUAUUACAAGGCUCUGUGGUAAGGCGUCUACCCGAAAAGGAUAUUAAAAACUAUGCAGUAUUCAGUUUAUAUUUAUUGAUUCCGGCCUUUGCCAUUGUUGGCAUUGCCCACUGUACAUGCAUGCUAUACAUUGGCAUGAUAUUGUAUGCCAUAUCCACUGCAUUUACGGUCACCUGCCUUACCACCCUCGUCUCCAAAUAUGGCAAUGACGAUCAGAAGGGCUCAGUUUUGGGUAUUUUCCGUUCUUUGGGUGCUUUGGCCCGAGCCAUGGGACCCGUCGUCGGUUGCAUUGCCUUCUGGUGUAUUGGCUCGAAAUUAACCUAUGUUAGCGGUGGAUUGCUAUUGCUUAUACCCGCCUAUGUUUUGCAGAAAACUCAACUUGCAUAAAUGCUUGCGUUUCCAUUUGUGCUUCCAUGUUGUAACUUUAUGAAAUUAUAUAACAUGCUUUUUCUGUAUUAUAUACACACACAUAUAUGCGCGAAACUGUUUAAAUGUAUUAUUUAGUACUUAUUUAUAUAUUUAAAAACAAACAUUAAAUGCCUUUUUUAUAUACUUUAUAUAUAUACUAUAUGUAGAAAAACUAUUUUUUAUAAAUAAAUAUUUAUUAUAUAAUAUAAAA
Molecule: messenger RNA, 2060 nt
Organism: Musca domestica (house fly)
Lineage: Eukaryota; Metazoa; Arthropoda; Insecta; Diptera; Muscidae
Gene: rtet
Product: major facilitator superfamily domain-containing protein 10
Exons: 6
Coding region: 401-1828 (475 amino acids)
Biological process (GO): transmembrane transport
Cellular component (GO): brush border membrane
Molecular function (GO): transmembrane transporter activity
Source: RefSeq, a predicted model, not a curated record